This is a messenger RNA of Chrysemys picta bellii (western painted turtle), 1699 nucleotides long. RefSeq names its product cathepsin E (gene CTSE). NCBI's taxonomy places the organism in Eukaryota, Metazoa, Chordata, Testudines, Emydidae. Gene Ontology annotation, cellular component: endosome. The record is from RefSeq and is a predicted model, not a curated record. Gene Ontology annotation, molecular function: aspartic-type endopeptidase activity. Gene Ontology annotation, biological process: antigen processing and presentation of exogenous peptide antigen via MHC class II; proteolysis.
AGCGGCUGAGUGCGCAUUAGAGCCGAGACUCCGGUAUGAAGCGGCUGAUCCUUUUGAUGCUUUGCCUUUGGCUGGCCAAUGGGUUGCAAAGGGUGCCCCUGAGGAGACACAAAUCCCUGCGGAAAAUCCUGAGGGAGCAUGGGCAGCUGUCCAAAUUCUGGAAGGCCCAGAAACUGGACAUGAUCCAGUACACAGAAGAUUGCUCCGCCGUCCCAGAAACUAAUGAGCCACUCAUCAACUACCUGGAUAUGGAGUAUUUUGGACAGAUUUCUAUCGGGACCCCUCCUCAGAAUUUCACAGUGUUAUUCGACACUGGCUCCUCCAAUCUCUGGGUUCCAUCCAUCUAUUGUGUCAGCAAAGCCUGUGCUGUGCAUUCCAGAUUUCACCCAUCGGAUUCUAGCACCUACAGUAAAGUUGGGACUCCCUUCUCGAUUCAGUAUGGGACUGGUAGUUUGUCGGGAAUCAUCGGAUCAGAUCAAGUCACUGUUGAAGGCAUCACUGUCAGCAACCAGCAGUUCGCAGAGAGCGUCAGCGAGCCAGGAAACACUUUUCUGGAUGCUGAGUUUGAUGGGAUUCUUGGACUGGCCUAUCCGUCGCUGGCUGUGGAUGGGGUUACCCCUGUGUUUGAUAACAUGAUGGCACAAAAUCUAGUGGAUCUGCCAAUAUUCUCAGUCUACAUGAACAGGAACCCGGAUUCCUCUGUCGGGGGAGAACUAUUAUUUGGUGGCUUUGAUCCGUCUCAUUUCAGCGGGACUCUGAACUGGGUACCAGUCACUAAACAGGGAUACUGGCAAAUCCAAUUAGACAACAUACAGGUGGGCGGGACAGUUGCCUUCUGUGCAGAAGGAUGCCAGGCGAUAGUAGACACCGGGACCUCUCUCAUCACAGGUCCUUCCAAAGAAAUAAAAGAAAUGCAAAAUUAUAUUGGUGCAGUGCCCACGGAUGGCGAGUACGCCGUGGAAUGCAACAACCUGAAUGUGAUGCCUGAUGUUACCUUCACCAUCAAUGGGAUCCCAUACACGCUCAGUCCCCAGGCCUACACCCUCAUGGAUAAUAGUGACGGCAUGGCAUUCUGCACCAGCGGCUUCCAGGGGCUGAACAUGCAACCACCGGCUGGGCCACUCUGGAUUCUGGGUGAUGUUUUCAUUGGCCAGUUUUACUCGGUCUUUGACCGUGGAAAUAACAGAGUUGGGCUGGCACCAGUUGUCCCUUAAGGCAGUGUUUCCUAAUGGUCAGAGUAAGGCCGUGGGAGUCAGUGUAGAGCUUGGUUCUAUUCCUGGCUCUGCCACUGUGUGACUUUGGGCAAGUAACAUCAUGUAUCUUUGUGCCUCAAUUUCCCCACCUGUAAAACAGGGAUGAUCAUACUGACCUCCUUUGUAAAAUGCUUUGGGAUCCUUGGCUGACAAGCACUACAGAAAUGCAAAGUGUAGCAGGAGGCAUUUGUGUAACCAAUACAAAAAUGUCUUUGGUAACUUUGUUAAAGCCAGUUUACAGAUUUUGAUUUUGCCCUUGAAUCAAUGGAGAUUUUCAUCAAAUAAAGAGGAUUUCAAUUCUCAUUUCACAUCUAAAGAUGCAACAAUCAAACUGAAUUAGAUUUGGAAACUACUGCGGAAAAUAUGGCUGGCUUCAGUAGGCUGAAUUGUGCACGGUGCCAUCACCCUUCACCCCCAUGAAUUAAAAGCUUUGGAUAUGCCGGAAA